Molecule: messenger RNA, 678 nt
Organism: Laetiporus sulphureus 93-53
Lineage: Eukaryota; Fungi; Basidiomycota; Agaricomycetes; Polyporales; Laetiporaceae
Product: TPR-like protein
Exons: 5
Coding region: 1-678 (225 amino acids)
Molecular function (GO): protein binding
Source: RefSeq, a predicted model, not a curated record
AUGUCCACUACAAAAGCUCAAGCAGAGAAAGACAAGGGCAACGCCGCGUUCAAAGCGGGCGACUUCACCACAGCCGUAGGACACUACUCCGCCGCGAUCGUCGCGGACUCGUCCGAUCCCACCUUCCCGCUCAACCGCGCCGCGGCGUAUCUGAAACUAGGCAAGAACCAAGACGCGGAGAGAGACUGCUCCACCGUGCUGAGACUCGAUGCGCGCAAUGUCAAGGCGUUGUUCCGCCGUGGACAGGCGAAAGUUGCGCUGCAGAAGCUGCGGGAGGCGCAGGAUGCCGAAUCGAACGGCAUUGUGACACCAAUCAAGCCUCCGAUGACACUGUUGAAUCUGACGAAGCAAUGGGAUCGCUGGAAAUCAUCGAGCGAGCGAUGGGCGUUGAUCAAUGAAAUCCCGCCGUCCGCUCUUCCAUCAUUAUUCCAAUCGUCGCUCGAACCAUCGCUCCUAGCUGAGCUUCUUCACGUGUUCCGCGACGCCCUCUCGUCCGGUGUGGAUCCCAGCACAGCGGUGCGCGUGCAGGAAUACAUGCUAGGGCUUGCGCGCGUCCCGCGGUUCAGCACGGUCGUGCUGUUCAUGAACAAGGAAGAGCGCGCCCUCGCCAGGGAAGUCUGGAGUCUGGCUGGCGGCGCGGAGGGCGCGGAAGGCGUGCGAGCGUGGAAAAUGAGCUGA